UGUCAUUUAGAGCACCGGUCGGAGACACCAAGACACUACGUUUCCAGGUCUUGCGGAGUGAGUUCACCAACACAUGGCACCAGGUCAUGUCAGUGACAACGGAUGACCAAAGAUAAGCAAGUCAUGUCAGUGACAAAACAGAUGGAUAACGAGAGACACGCCAUGUCAGGGACAACGGAUACAACAAUGUCCUGUCUCCGGCUGGCACCGACGACGACAAGGAUACCGUCACUAUCACCAUCACCUCCCCGCGGAAGUCACAACCACGAGGAAGUGCGCCUGCUCAAAGUUCGUGCAACAAUGCGACAGUCGACAUUGCCAGACGUUGACACGUCCUCCGCGACAAUGACGACCGCGGCGAUACAAAAGAUGGAAACGGAGCAAGCGAGAGGCCAGCACCAGAGACAAGUCGCCGAGAAGAUUCUUAAGAAACUCCUGUCCUUCCAUCCCUUCACCGAGACCUCAUACCAGCGCCUGGUGGAGCGCACCGAGGUCGAAAAGGUCAAGACCGCACAGCGCGAAAGCAAAAGACAGGAAGCACGUCUCGUGGACGGCGAGCUGGUGUUCGGCACUGGUGAGGAGAAUGAGAAAGAGGUCAUCGAGGUUAACCCGGACUUGCACGAGGGUAACGUGCUGCUGGACAAAUACGGAAUCUUCCCCACUCCCUACUUAGGAAGACCUUUGGAAGAAAUCGACAAAGGCAUCAAAGAAAAGACAUUUGUCAUCAUCGCCAGGCGGCUCGGCAAGAAAUACAUCUAUAGGUUCUCAGCUAACAGGUCUUUCUUCAUUCUCCCACCCUGGAACCCAGUCCGCCGCCUCACACUGUACCUCGUCUCAAAUCGGUUUUUCGACUACUUUAUCAUCGCCACCAUCCUCGUCAACUGCGUCUUCCUCGCUAUGCCAACUUGUCUUUCAUCGAGAAGUCAGAGUGAAUAUGUCUUUCUCGGAAUCUACGGGGUGGAAAUGAUUGUCAAAGUUGUUGCCCGCGGGUUUUUCAUUGAUAAGUACACGUACCUGAGAGACCCAUGGAACUGGCUGGAUUUCAUUGUCAUCCUCACGGCCCUCAUCACCAUCGUCAUUGAGCAAGCAGACUCUACAAUAUCGGUCGGCAACCUUCAAGGCAUGAGGACAUUCCGAGUACUUCGAGCUCUCAAGACUGUCUCCAUCUUGCCAGGACUGAAAACUAUUGUGAACGCUUUGCUACGAGCUUUCAGGAUGUUGUUGGAAGUAAUCAUACUGACACUGUUUUGCCUCAUGAUCUUUGCCCUCAUCGCCUUGCAAAUGUAUAAAGGUGUGCUGAGGAAUAAGUGUGUUAAGAACAUAGACAACGAAACAAACAAUGAAGUCGAGAUCUACAGUGAGUUCUAUGAAGCCUGGGUUCAAAACUCAUCAAACUGGCAGCAGGACGAUUCGGGAAAUUUCCAGAUUUGUGGCAAUAUAUCAGGUUCUGGGGCCUGCCAGGUGAACUACACCUGCUUGGAAGAUGUGGGUGAUAAUCCAAAUUACGGGUACACUGGGUACGACCACUUUGGCUGGGCCAUGCUCAACUCCUUCCAGCUGUUGACACUGGACUAUUGGGAAGACAACUAUCAGAAGGUCAUUAGAGCGAACGGUCCCUGGAAUGUGAUCUUCUUUCUCAUCGUCAUAUUCUUUGGCUCCUUUUACCUGCUGAACCUCAUGCUUGCCGUGGUAGCCAUGUCGUACGAGGAGGAAGCACUCAGCAAAGACCUGAAAGGAGACCUUGCCAACCAGAACGGACGGCUAGUGGACAGGAAUUGCGGGGCGUGCAGCAAGUACUGCGCGCUUCGUGUACUGUGGGUGCGCCUGCAAAACCGCGUGCACGCGCUCGUCUCAGACCCUUUCUUCGACCUGGGCAUCACCCUUUGCAUCAUCCUCAACACUGUCUUCCUGGCCCUCCAGUACCAUGGCAUGAGUUCCAGUCUGGAGAACGCGCAGCGCUUUGCUAAUUACGUGUUUACAGCUGUAUUUAUACUGGAGACAGUGUUGAAAAUCAUGGCUCUCACCAGCUACUUCUAUGUGGGCUGGAACAUCUUCGACCUUAUUGUUGUCCUCGCAAGCAUCGUCGACUUGAGUGUUGAAAACAUCAAGGGUCUGUCUGUGUUGAGGACCUUUCGCUUGCUUCGCGUCGUGAAGCUGGCGCAGGCCUGGCCCACUAUGCGCAUGCUCCUCACCAUCAUCAUCAACACGCUUGGAGCCCUGGCCAACCUCACAGUCAUCAUCGGCAUCGUCAUCUACAUCUUUGCGGUUAUCGGCCUGCAGCUCUUCAGAGGGGAAUACGGCAGCUUCGACUACAGCGGCACGGAAGGAGUGAGGUGGCACUUCCAGGACUUUUUUCACUCGUUCAUGAUGAUUUUUCGCGUGUUGUGUGGAGAGUGGAUCCAACCUCUCUGGCAGUGCAUGCGAUCAUCCGGGGAACUGUGCAUGGUCGUCUUCUUGCCUGCUCUUGUGCUCGGCAAUUUCAUUGUGCUGAACCUCUUUCUGGCUUUGCUGCUCAACGCCUUCGCCACGGACUCCAUCAAAAAACACACGGAGUCAAACCAGGAACUGUCGAAGAUCAAGCUCGCAUUCGAAAAAAUCAAGAAACUUUGCUGCUGUUGUCGCAAGCGCAUUAACAAGAAUGCUGUGAAUCCUGACAACAAACAAUCGUCAAAAGGUUCAGAUGACAGGGAGGACUUCAAUGCCAGCAAACAUGGGAAGCACUGGACAGCCUUCCGUGGACUGUUGAUGAAAAUAGUGGACCACAGUUUGUUUGAGUGGGUGGUGCUAGCCAUCAUCUUCGGCAGCAGCUUGACGUUGGCCUUUGAGGAUGUCUACCUGUAUCAGGACAAAGGGAAGCAGAUGGCGCUGUACGUUUUGAACAUCAUUUUUUGUAUCUUAUUUGGUAUCGAGAUGCUGAUGAAGUGGGUUGCCAGCGGCAUCACCAACUAUUUCAAGAACUUCUGGACCUUGCUGGACUUCUGCAUCGUUGUGAUUUCAGUGGCUAGCCUUAUAGGCGAAUCUCUGGGAGUGUCCAACAUUGCUGCCUUUCGAUCCUUGCGAACUUUACGCUCGCUUCGCCCUCUGCGCGCAAUUGCCCGUUGGCAGGGAAUGAAGAUCGUGGUUAAUUCUCUCAUGAGAGCGAUUCCGGCCAUUUUCAACGUCUUCCUGGUGGGCAUGGUGUUCUGGCUCAUAUUUAGCAUCAUGGGAGUCCAGUUCUUCGCAGGCAAAUUCUACAAGUGUGUUAACUCAACGUCCGGGGAGAAGUUCACUGCUGAUGUGGUGCCAAACAAAACCGCGUGCCAGGCUUUAGGACAAAGCUGGGUGAACUCCAACGUCAACUUUGACAACGCCGGUUCCGGCUUUCUCGCUCUCUUCCAGGUGGCCACGUUUGAAGGCUGGAUCGAAGUAAUGGUGGACGCGGUUGACUCUACUGAUGUCGAUCUACAGCCUAGUUUUGAAAACAACCUGUACAGCUACCUCUAUUUUGUCGUCUUCAUUAUAUUCGGGUCUUUCUUCACGCUCAACCUCUUCAUUGGUGUGAUCAUUGACAACUUCCAGACGCUGAAGAAAAAGUAUGAUGGCAAUUAUCUUGAUGCUUUUUUGUCGCCAAAUCAAAAGAGCUACUAUAACACACUGCGAAAACUUGCAAACAAAAAGCCACAUAAGACCAUCAGACGACCAAAGAACAAGUUUCAGUGCUUUUUUUACGACAUCUCCACCAACACCAAGUUUGAGCUCGGAAUCGUAAUUCUUAUCUUCUUUAACAUGAUCGUCAUGGCUGUCGAGCAUUACAACCAAGCAGAUGCCGUGCAGGAAAACCUGAAUACCAUGAACAUCAUUUUCACCGCAGUCUUCACCUUGGAGGCCAUCACGAAGCUUGUAGGUCUGCGGUGGCACUACUUCAGAGUAGCUUGGAAUGUCUUCGACUUUGUCAUCGUUAUUUUGUCCAUCCUGGGCAUCGUCCUGGCAGACAUUUUGUCCAGAAUUUACGUUAGACCCACCUUGCUGCGCGUGGUGAGGGUCUUUCGCGUUGGGCGCGUUCUGCGCCUUAUCAAAGCUGCUAAAGGCAUCCGCAAACUCCUCUUCGCCCUCAUCAUUUCCCUGCCCGCCCUCUUUAACAUCGCCGCGCUGCUUUUCCUCGUCAUCUACAUCUACGCCAUUAUCGGCAUGUCUUCGUUUGGCGACUUACGGCCGAUGAACAGCCUCAACGACAUCGUCAACUUCCAGACCUUCGGUAAUAGCUUCCUGCUGCUGUUGCGUCUGGCCACGUCAGCAGGCUGGAACGACGUGCUUGAAAACCUGAUGCUCAGCCCUCCAGACUGCAACUCCACCUACAAGACUCUACCUGACGGCACGCAGGUGGCGUCGUCCAACGGAGACUGCGGCUUGACGUGGCUGGCCAUCCCUUAUAUGGUGUCUUACAUCGUCAUAGUCUUUCUCAUCGUCAUCAACAUGUACAUUGCUGUUAUACUGGAAAAUUUUAACCAGGCCCACCAGCAGGAGGAAGUGGGCAUCACGGAGGACGACUUCGACAUGUUCUACAACGUGUGGGAGCGCUACGACCCCCACGCCACGCAGUUCAUCAAGUACGAGCAGCUGUCGAACCUGGUAGCCGACCUGGAAGCGCCGUUGCAGCUGCCUAAGCCCAACGAGAUCGUUUUGGUCUCCUUCAACCUUCCCAUCGUAGAGGGCGACCUCCUGCACUGUCUGGACGUGCUACGGGCGCUGGUGACACACGUGCUGCAAGACGUGGAGGAGACGGAGGAGCUACGCAAGCUGAAGCAGCAGAUGGAGGAGAAGUUUUCCGCCGUCUUCCCGACGCGCAAGAGCAUGGCCGUCAAGUCCACAACCCUGCAGCGGAAAAAAGAGGAAGUGGCUGCUCGUACCCUGCUGCGGGCCUGGAGACAUCACAAGACGCAGAGGGUCCUGAAGGAUCUCGUAGUUCAGGCCAUGCGGCAGAACUCACUGCGGCUAGGCACCGGAGCGUCGGAAGGGACAAGAAUGUCGGGUAUCCAUCACCUGGGGCGGCGGCUCAGCAAUGCACUGUCCCACUUUUUAGGGGUCUCGCGUCCGUCAUCAGCCGUCAGGCGGGCCAGCGUCAUCAGUGCCGGACCCGUGGACAGCAAACCCGAUGUCAGGCCCCUUAGCAAGCAAGGCAAGCUUUCUAGCUUUUUGCAAGUACCCAGACUGGAAACCCCUGCAUGCCAUGAACUUGGACAAAAGCUUACAUGACUUGGAGUUGUAGUGUUCUUGCCCGUGUGCGCAUGAGAUACAACGAAUAGCUGUGAAUUCUGAUCAAGCAUUCUACAUUCCCAUCAUACUCCUUCAGGCUUCCCUCCCCUAUACACUGUUUGUCUGUGCAAUAGUCUAUAUGCCUGUUUGUCAGUAUGGCUUAUGGUUUGUCUAUUGCCAUUGCCAUUGUCUCACACAGACUGCAUAGUGUGAAAAAUGGAGUCAGAGGAAGCAAGAAGUUUGAAGUGACUUGCAGUAUUUUCCCACUGUGUUGACUUCGUUUUCAAUUUUCAUGAAAUUUGGAGGAUGCACUGGUACUUGUUUAUGAAAGUACGAUGAAAUCUCUGAUCCAAACGAAUAUUCUCAUACCACACUUUCUUCAUAGUCUUAAUUAAGAAAUUAUGGAGCAUAUUUGGAGUUAAUUGGAUACACGCCAAAAGCUCUGCCUGGCGGUUGUGUCUGACUUCACAAACAUUUAUUGUUGAUGAUGUUAAGCUAUAUCAAAAGGAAUAAGGUCAUUAAGUUCAUGAUCCUAAAGUAAGCUAUGCGAGGAGGACAUUACGUUCAUGACAUAAAGUGAGCUAUGGGAGGAGGACGUUUUGUUGGUGAUGCUAAAUUUCAAUGUCUUUUUUUUCAUUAUCGAUCAUGAUGAAUUUUUUCCUGAUAUCUUGACAAUGAAGUUUUCAGACUUCAACUACUGCUAGAUUAAAUUUCCACAUAAAACAUGCAGAA
This is a messenger RNA of Pomacea canaliculata, 5964 nucleotides long. Its product is annotated as sodium channel protein 1 brain-like. The record is from RefSeq and is a predicted model, not a curated record. Gene Ontology annotation, cellular component: voltage-gated sodium channel complex; plasma membrane. Gene Ontology annotation, biological process: neuronal action potential; membrane depolarization during action potential; sodium ion transmembrane transport. Lineage: Eukaryota; Metazoa; Mollusca; Gastropoda; Architaenioglossa; Ampullariidae. Gene Ontology annotation, molecular function: voltage-gated sodium channel activity.